Polypterus senegalus (gray bichir) is the source of this 2758-nucleotide messenger RNA. Its product is annotated as tripartite motif-containing protein 16-like. The transcript is spliced from 6 exons. NCBI's taxonomy places the organism in Eukaryota, Metazoa, Chordata, Cladistia, Polypteriformes, Polypteridae. Bases 51 to 1733 code for a protein of 560 amino acids. Gene Ontology annotation, molecular function: protein binding; zinc ion binding. The record is from RefSeq and is a predicted model, not a curated record.
UCCUUGUUUAUCUGACUGAUUCUCUCUGCCUGCCUCUCCUCAGAUUGACGAUGGCUGAAGCCCAGCUGUUUGUAUCACAGGACGAGUUCAUCUGCUCGGUGUGUCAGGACACCCUGACUGACCCCGUCACCAUCCCCUGUGGACACAAUUUCUGUCUGACGUGCCUCAUGGACUACUGGGAUCAGAGCCAAGCGUGCAGCUGUCCUCAUUGCAGACAUGUCUUCAUGCUGAGACCGGAACUGAAGAUAAACACUCUGCUGAAUGAAGUCAUCAAGAAACUAAAGAAGACGACACUCAGUCCUCCUCCAUCUCAGAAUUAUGCUAGCCCUGGAGAAAUGGAGUGUGACUUCUGUACUGGGAUGAAGUUCAGAGCGGUGAAGUCCUGUCUAACCUGCAUGGCCUCCUACUGUCAGACUCACCUGCAGCCUCACUAUGAAAUAGCGGCCUGGACGGGACACAAGCUGGUUGAUCCUGGAAUAAAUCUGAAGGAGAAACUCUGUGAGAAACAUCAGAAAAGUCUGGAGAUGUUUUGUAAAACUGACGAGACGUGUAUCUGCAUGAUGUGUGGAAUGACUGAACACAACAGUCAUGAAAAGGUCGAGCUGAAGACGGAAAGAGAAGAAAAACAGAAACAGAUGGGGGCAACACUGAGUGAAAUUAGGAGGAGACUUGAGAAGAAAGAGAAGAAAAUGAAGGAGACGAGGAGGACAAUAGAAAUGAUGAAGAUCUCUGUGGAAGGAGUGAUGGAGGAAUAUGAGAAGAGCUUCACUGCUCUGAUACGGUGCAUUGAGGAAGCCCACAAGAAACUGACUGAGAGGAUCAGAGAACAAGAAAAGAGAGAAACGGAGAAGGUUGAAGGAGUCAUGGAGCAACUGGAGAAGGAGAUUGAGGAGCUGAAGAGAAGAGAAGAUGAAAUGAAGGAGCUUUCAGAGACCAAGGACCAUCUCCACUUCCUGCAGACUUUCUCAUCUUGCUGUGUCCUUCCUGAUGAUGAAGACUCGCUCAGCUUCACUGUCACCACCGAUUUCUCUUCUGAGGACCUGCUAAAGGAGCUGUCAGGUCUGAAAACGUUUCUGGAGGAGAUCAGCCAGUGGGACAUCCUGCCUUUGACUCCAUCAGGUUGUGAAGCUCCAAUCUUCACCCUACGACAUCCUGAACCUCAGAGCAGAGAGGAGUUUUUACAAUACUUCUGUCCCCUUACACUGGACAUCAACACGGCACACAGAGACCUCCGUCUGUCUGAAGGGAACAAGAAGGUGACGCGUGAGGUGACAAAAACUAAAUAUCCUGAUCAUCCUGACAGAUUUGAGUACUGGUGCCAAGUUCUGUGCAGAGAGGCUGUGACUGGGACUCGCUGUUACUGGGAGGUGGAGUGCAGUGGAGAUGGUGUGGUGAUUGGAGUCGCAUGUACAGGGCUGAGAAGGAAAGGACGGGGCAGGGAGUGCAGCCUUGGAUACAACGACAAGUCCUGGAGUUUGUGGUGUUCUCAUUCCCAGUACUGUGUGCGUCACAAUAACCAGCAGACUGUAAUCAGCGCCCCCUACAGCCCCAGAAUAGGUGUGUAUCUGGACUGGCCUGCUGGCUCUCUGUCAUUUUAUAGCGUCUCACACACAAUGACCCUCCUGCACAGGUUCAAGACCUCCUUCACUGAGCCCCUCUAUCCAGGGUUUGGGUUUUGUUUUGGUCUUAACUCCAGUGUAACAAUCAGCCAUCUGACACCAUGUGACCACUGACCAGUACCCUCCACCGGUCACUUGAUGUCCCCACAAGCGCAGGUCCUCUUUGUCUUUGUGGUUGGGGUGAAAUUAAUUUUACAGUUUGGGUGUGUUUGGGGGCAGCAACUCUGUGAUUGAAUUUGUGGAUGAGAAUGUGGGGUGAGUGCGGCUGUCAGGGUCUCCAUUAUUAUUAGGUUUGAGUAGCCAAUCAGGUGUGUGUGUCAUAGUGAUGGGCGGUGACACCUCAGACCCACAAAUACCCCACUGACCAGCAGGGGUUACUGUUGAUUCACAGCCACAAGUCCUUCAGGCUGACACCCCAAAAACUAUUGAGGCCCGCAAGUGUCACUGAAUGUCACCUGUUAAGUAAGAGAGGCAUGUGGUCCUGCUGGAUCAGCACAACUGAAAGGCGCUAUACAGACUCAGUAUGGAGAGCUCUUGUAUAGUGACUAUAUGUAGUAGCAGAGAGUGACAGAUGGGACUGGAGUGUUGUCCACUCACCAGACAUGUUGUGACCCUCCAUUGGUCACUCAAAGGGUCCUUCACUUCAGAAUGAAUUCACUGUGAAUGUCUAAAGAUGAGGACUCACAGGUCAGUCAGAUGUUAGCCAUACUGACAUAGUUUGGUGUAUUAGUUGAUGUCACAUUAAACUUUGAACUGCACCUCCUCCUUGUCCCCAGAUUUGUCACUCUUGGUACCCUGAAAGCUCCAACAUCUUCACACGAAUUCUUGGUCAGUUGGCACACACUUGACAUGGGUGCACACGUGUGGCUUUGCAGUGGACUGGCACCCCGUCCAGGGUUGACCCACCUUGUCCACAAACCUGAAAUUGAAAAGCGGAUAAGAAAAACAAGGAAUGGACAGAAGGAGUCACUGAUUGGUCAGUCACCAAACUACUGCAUCUUGUGGCCACUCUAAAUUUAACACAGCAAUUUAUACAAAAAGGAAAUCUAAAAGAUAAAAGCAGAAAGCAUUCAGUGACAUCCUGAGCAGUGAAACAUGAAAGGAGAAAAUGAGAAACAAUCAGAGAGUCCGACGAAUGG